Molecule: messenger RNA, 552 nt
Organism: Cylicocyclus nassatus
Lineage: Eukaryota; Metazoa; Nematoda; Chromadorea; Rhabditida; Strongylidae
Source: the annotation of a GenBank genome assembly
AUGCGUUCUAUUCUUUUGGUCUGCCUCAUCGCAACUGCUUAUGCAGGCAUUUGCCCCAGCAAUGGCGGCAUGAACGAUCAGAUCCGUCAAAAGUUUUUGGACGUUCACAACGAGUUAAGGUCGCUGGUGGCUAAUGGAAAAGCCAAAGACGGUUAUGGAGAUUAUGCUCCUAGGGCUGCUGCGAUGAACAAACUGCACUCAAACACUAAAGGUCUUGGAGAAAACAUCUAUAUGAGCAGCGCAGCUUAUGACCCAGUAAAAGCUGCCGAGGAUGCUUCAAGAUCAUGGUUUGGGGAACUCGCUCAGAAGGGAGUUGGCAAAGACCUCACCUUUAGCAUGAAACUAUUCAACAAUCAUGUUGGGCACUACACACAGAUGGUCUGGCAGUCUACAAAAGUUAUUGGUUGCGCUGUUCAAAGCUGCCCUAAGAUGUCCUUGGCUGUCUGCAAUUAUAAGGAAGCAGGAAACAUGCUGAACGCCAAGAUCUACGAAACAGGAACACCGUGCUCGAAGUGCCCAGGAGGAUGUUCUGAAGGUCUAUGCGUCGUUUAG